Molecule: messenger RNA, 2289 nt
Organism: Lodderomyces beijingensis
Lineage: Eukaryota; Fungi; Ascomycota; Pichiomycetes; Serinales; Debaryomycetaceae
Source: the annotation of a GenBank genome assembly
AUGGUAGAUCUAAAGUUUAACGUACCGCAAAAUCCAAUCAGAGAAAUGUCAUUUGAUUUCGCUAGCAUUACUUCUUCUGCUACUGCUGCUGCUGUUUCUGCUACUGCCAAAGUCAAGAAUUUUCGAGCCAAGCCCGAUCGAAUAAAGGAAGAAUUUGCAUCUGGCGAAUCCUCCACAUUUGAAGAACCACCUUGUAACAAGAGCAAGAAGAAGACGAGCACGAGGACAAGGCCGGAAACGAUGUCGUCGUCACGGUAUCACAAAAUCUUGAUCGAACUAGGAAAAUUCCUACGGCUGGUACUAUUAGGAGUAUGGUAUUCUCGACAUCACUUAAUUCACAGCUACGUGAUUAUCCCCUUUGGCAUCAUUGUCAUCUUGUCGAUAUUGUACGGGUUAAAUCAGCUAUUGACUCAGGUGUUCCAUAUCGAGUUCCCCAGUUCUGUAUUGGGAUUAUUGAUCAACCUUGUUUGGUUAUGCUUGUUGAGUUUAGUUGCUGAUUUGAAACAUUCGCCACAUGAACACAAGGUGAAGACUUUGUUGAGACUAGGCGCCAACUGGACCUUGACCAACUACUUGACUAUAAUCAAACCUUCGAUGAACUUCACUUUGAAAUGGAUUAAUGUGUUUUUCAUCCCGUCGUUUAUCAUUUUACCUUUGUCUGACCCCAUUACAUUUAUCGAGUGUUUGAAAAUUGCUGGGGUGUUUCUUGGUGGCAUUGUGAUUAUGAUCUUGAUUGAUAUUUAUUUUAUUGCAUUUUUAAAGUUUGCUUAUGGUAAAUUGGGGGUGUUUAAAGAGGAAAAGGAGUAUGUUGAAAAGGAAGAACAGUUUGAGUUGGAAUUGGAAAGUAUGGAAAGGAGUCGAAAGGGUAAUAAUGGUGGUGGCAGUGGUGCUGGUAGUAAUGUUUUUACCAGCAUGAGGGACGAUAUCACCACCAUUGACGUCAACAGUCUCAAAUCCGUCAAGUCAGUGCAAACGGCACCGGCGGCACUAACUGCAACCACCUUGCUCAAUGAAAACCCCUUUGAGCUGAAUGUGCAAUUACCUGAACCUGAACCUUUGUACCAUAAAGUCCAUCAUGUCGAAGGCACGGUGGGCCACCCUUUACAGCCACACAAGACAACACCUUACCCUCCAAAAAAGCACACAUCUUCGUCAUCUGCAUCACCAUCCUCUGCAUCGGCAUCGUCAUCGUCAUCUUCACCAUCAAAUUCGUCGUCAUCAUCUUCGUCAUCAUCACCAUCUUCGUCAUCUGCUGCUUCACCGCUGGACAAUUCAGCCGUGUCGUCCUCGAUCACAUACAAUCAACUCGCACAGCACAAAAUCCCCACCACGGAGCUACCCCCCGUGACGGUGUUCAUCACCCAAUACAUUGAUUGGGUUCUCUACAUCUCACUCUUUCUCAUAUCAUUGCCUUUUUACUACAUUUCACCCAUCCACACAUUUCUUCCCUACCAUUUGGGAAUCACCGUGAUUGCAUACUUCAUUGCAUUAUUAAUACCUCAACAUUACCCACAAACGAGGAAAUUUGCUCACCCCAUCCUCAUUUCAACGGCAAUCAUCUUGUUUGUAUGUUUUAUUGGCUCAUUAAUCUAUCAUCACCACCCCAGAGGCUUUCUUGAAGAUUUGAAAUUUUACAAAACGGGUAAAAACUACCUCAAGUUGUUCAAUGGCCAAACCAUGAAUAACAAUUCGAAAUCCACAACUCCACCUUCACUGGAUUUCACACUGACUCCACAAUGGCCCGGAUGCGGCGAUUUCUUAUCGUCGUUGAUGGACGUUUCCAUCGUGGCGUUGUCCUUGCCGAUGUUUACCCACAGACGCGAUUUCGUCAAGAACUUCUGGAUCUUGAUGCCGACAAUCUUGGUUAGUGUCGGCGUGACUUUUUUCACUUACCCUAUUUUCUGCCACACCAUUGGCAUUCAAGCUGAACGCUCGAUUGGAUUCAUUGGUCGAUCAAUCACGUUGGCGUUGGGCACACCCUUGAUGGGCUCUUUAGGAGGCUCGGUCUCAUUGAUGGCUGUCUGCACCAUCUUGUCGGGGAUCAUUGGUGUGCUCAUCAACGAUCCGCUUUUCAAAUUGUUCCGUGUGCCUAAGCAGGACUAUUUGACGAGGGGGGUAACGCUCGGCAUCAACUGCGGUGCUAUUGCUACUGCGCACUUGUUGAAUGUCGACCCUCGUGCUGCGAGUAUGAGCUCGUUGAGUUUCAGCGUUUACGGCACCGUCAUGAUUAUCAUGGCUGCCAUUGGUGGCGUGCGUGAUUUGAUUCAUUCCUGGGUCGGCUUGGCCUAG